Molecule: messenger RNA, 5565 nt
Organism: Nothoprocta perdicaria
Lineage: Eukaryota; Metazoa; Chordata; Aves; Tinamiformes; Tinamidae
Gene: IQCE
Product: IQ motif containing E
Exons: 23
Coding region: 1-2193 (730 amino acids)
Molecular function (GO): protein binding
Source: RefSeq, a predicted model, not a curated record
AUGGCCCGGGGCGGCGGCGGGGCGGCCGCCGGCGGGGAGCUGGGAGAUGACGGCUUGUCUGUGAUAACCUGUGAAUCAGAUGCAGAAAUGAAGUUAAAGAAGAAAAUUUUUCACAAGCCUCCAAAAUCACCAAAGUCUCCAUACAGCUCUAGCACACAACUGUAUCCUAAAAAAGCUGCAGCUUGGAAGUCUCUGCAGGGAGCAGGCAGCCCGUAUCUUGAAAGUGCAGAUUUAACAAACCCAAGGCAGAUGUGGCCGGGAACACUGAAACAAGGAACAAACCAUUCUCUCAAAUCUGAUGUUGACAUAGGGCAUUUGCGAACUAACUUUUCCAGUAGCACGCCAGAAUAUUUGAAGGAAGCUCUAGGAAUGAAGAAGCCAAAACAUUCCCGUUCUUCUAGUAAUGGCUACAUUCCUGGAACUCCUGACUACAAGGAAAAAGAAGAUAUGUAUGAUGAAAUUAUAGAACUGAAAAAGAUGAUACAAGCUCAGAAAAAUGAGGGAGAUCGAAUGAAGACGAAACUCCGUCGACUGGAAGAAGAGAAUAACAGAAAGGAUAAACAGAUUGAACAGCUGUUGGAUACUUCCAAGGGCUCUGAGCUGGCACGAGUUUUGUCAGAGAAGAAGGUUGAUAAUGGAUUGGUGGUUAGUACCUUAAAGCAGAAGAUUCUUAAGCUGGAGCAGCAGUGCAAGGAAAAAGACAACACUAUCAACCAUUUCCAGUCAGAUGUAAAGACCACUAAUUUGGAAGAAAUGAGGAUAGCUAUGGAAACCUACUAUGAAGAGGUUCAUCGUCUCCAAGUCCUCCUGGCGAAAUCUGAGCAAAUGAGGAAAAAUUCAGAGGGCAGAGAUACCCAAAAACGACUAAAAGCCCUGAAUGCUGCUGUCCUGAGAUUAUCCAGGAACAUCAAGGAAUUGCAGGUUGAGAAUCGGAGUCUGAAAGAUGAUCUUGACCAAGUACUGAGCAAUUAUCCUGCUUCUAAUAAAACAAAAAAUUAUGGUGAGUGGAGCAAACAGAGGCUGAUGAGAAGAAUUUCAGAACUGGAAAAAAAAGUAGAUGCCAUGGAGAACACGAGGUUAUCAUCAGCAGAUAGUGAGACAUUACAGUUACUUGCUGUGUCAUCUUCACCUUCUGUAGACCUUGGUCAUUCACCUCCUCAACAACUGGACCAUGAGGACGAAUGUCAACAUCUUCGAGGACUAGUGAAGAAGCUUAACAGUGAUAGAAGAGCACUUCAAAAUCUCCUACUCAGUAAAGAAUCAGAGAUCAAGCAGUUACUGCAGGCUAAGGCUGAAGCAGCUCUGGAGCUACAGAAGUUGCAGAAUGAGAAGAAAGAAAAGAAUAAAGAAGAGCAGACACUAAGACAGGAAAUCCAGAAUCCUACACACCAAGUGGGGCAAUCGGAGCCAAAAUUGGAGGAAGAUGAAACACAAGAGGCAGAUGAUAACAUGGAAAAGCUUAGUAAGGCUUCACUAGUCUGCAUGCUUAAAAGCAAAGAUCACAGGAGGGAGCCAGCAGCCAAACUCAUCCAGAGGCGAUGGAGGAUGCACCAAAACAAGAAACAAGAAAUUGCCCUGGAUGAGACGAUCGUUGUGCUUCAGGCAGCUUUCAGAGGACAUUUAGCUCGGCUGAAACUGUUACUGAGUAACAGGAUGCGUGAUACAAAAUCUCAAAACAUGCAUAACCUUGGAAACAAGGACCCCUGCGUGUCUCCCGGGUCAAACUCUUUGAGAUUGUCUUCAAACUGCAAGGAAGAGGAGGAGACGGUGACAUUCAUCCAGUCUGUUUUCAGGGCUCAUUUAGCACGUAACGGACUGCCUGAGGAGAGACCCUGUGCCUCCGACGCAGCAAGUGAGGAGGCAGAUUCUGCUGUUAAGCUUGGGGAGAAGGGCUCACCAGCAGUCAGGAGACAUUCUUCAGUCUUCACAUCGCCUCUUCCUGAUUAUGAAGGCAAUAAAUCGGUGAGUGAAGAAUUUUUGGAGGAAUUUAUUCCAGAAGAGACAGAGGAGGGGCCACAAGAACCCAACCGUUCUUCCUUGAAGGCUUCUUCGGUUAUUUCAGCCAGGUCCUCUCCGAAGCAGCCACCGCUCACGCUCCCUCCGUCUGUGGAUGAAGCUCACUCGGAUGAUUCAGAUGAUGUUGUUGUCGUCUCUCCACUGCUACGGGUGAAGAAAAACUAUACCCACUUUUAAGUUUUGGUAAUGGGCUCUCAUGAUUUUGAAUUAUCUGAUUCGCAAACAAAAAUAUUUCUGCUACAAAGCAUAUCAAGCAUGGAAAACGUGGGGGUAUUAGUUUCUGGUUGUCAUAAUUUCAGCCCUAAAAACAUCAUUCUGAUUGAUGUGGCAUCUCAGCAGCCUGUAUAGCUAAACCCCACGGACUGACUGCUCCUUAUGGUAAGCAGAGGGAGUUAAAAUUUAAAAACAAACAAAAAAAGUAAUAUUUUGCCUUACAACGAGGAUUAUAAAAUCAAUUGCCAACCUUAAAUGAAAACAAUAAAGCCUUAAGCUUUUUCAUGUCAAACAAAGUAAUUUUGUUUGAGACCAACUAAAAUACUUCAUUUAAUUGGUAAAUAAAAGUAACUUGUUUCAAUUUUUAGAUCAUAUAUGUGAAGGGGAUUAGCUUAUAUUUGCUAAAAAGUCCCCUGAUUUUAUUAUACCAUAUAUUAACAAAUAUUUUUGGUGUUUUAUACUAAAUAUAUGCAGUUCAUGCAGACUUUGUUAAGGCUUUUAGAAAGCCUCUAUUGUAGGGCUAUUCUAGGCCUACUGUAUCUAUAGGAUUUUCUUUAUUUAUUGCUUUUUCCUAGUGUGUUUGCUAUAAUUUUUAUACUACUAUUUUGUAGUUGAAAUACCUGAUCAUGUAACCAGCUUUUCUAUAUUUGUCAGCAAAGGUACGUAAUGGCAGGAGUGCUCUGUGAAGGAUGGCCUUGUGACUGCUUUUUCUGCUUCCAUAUCCAAGUGGAUUAAGCAGGGUCAUCUCUAAUACAUGAGAACAUUUGACAUAGGAGAUACGUUACUGUAUGCUCCUCUUUAGUGCCCUGCAAGUCUUAUGCAGCGUGAUCGCUCACACGUUGAGCACUGAGGGGGGGUUGAUUUUGCUCUGCUAUAGUUUAUCCCUCUGUCAGUGCUGCCCUUGUGCGUGUGCCGCUCUGGUGUCCUGCAAGUGCAGGGAAAGACCAGCCCCAGGACAGGAGAGGCUUCACAGGGCCCAGCCUUCUUCUCUCACUAGAUAAAGGUAUGAAUCAUAGAAUCGUAGCAUGAUUAUGGUUGGAAAAGACCUUCAAGAUGAUGGAGUCCAGCCAUAAACCCUUCAGCCCAUACCUGCUGAGCCACGUCCCUAGCCAUGAGGUGUCUGCUGGAAAGCACUGGCACUGCUGCUGCGUCCAGAGGGAUGUGAACUGGGAUGAGCACAGAACACUAAACACAGUCCACACGGUUUCAUGGUUUGGGAACAGAAUGGGGUGAGUUGUCUUAUAAUAGACCUUGCAGCUGCCUCCAGAAGGAACAGUAAUUGACAGUGUUAUUGGCAGACUCCAUGUUAAAAACAAAGAAAGAGUGCUGGAGAACAUAAUCAGAAUAGUCUCUCCAGAUCUAAUGUGUGCUGCAGGUACCUCUUCUUGCCUGGAAAUAGGACCUUGCAGCCCAAACUGUCAUGUCAACAUCCUUCCUAAGCACUGAUUUUUUUUAAAAAAGGUGAACUAGAUGAAUUAGGUGAUACUUGCUGGAAAGAAAAUUUAAUUUCACAAACAUACAUUGAAAGUUGAUGGACACUCUUAUGGUUUCUUUGUCAUCGAGGAGUACUAAAAAGUUUCUUGUAAACAGAAAGCACAAUUUUAAAUACAAGAUUUUAUCACCUUUUCUACCCUUCUUUUUUUAAAUUAAAAAUCUUUUGCCACUGUCUUGCAGAAUACUAAUAAUUCAGAGCUGUCUCAGUUCUUUGAUUCCAAUGAAGCACUAUCUGAGGCUUAUCACAGUUCAUGCCAGUGCUUGCAGCCAAAGAGGAAACUGGAUGGCUGCAGCACAAUGCAGCUGAUUUCAUUUAAUCCCAUCAGUGGAAACGCUGUCUGUGCUAUUUCCAAGGGUGGUUUUGGGAGCUCUCCAUACCAAAGCACUCUGAAGAAUGUCAUUUACAUUCGCGUUGAGUAGGUUUUUCCUACUGUUACUUCAGUCACGUGACUGUCAUCUGCAAAAGGAUAUAUAUAUAUAUAUAUAUUUAUGUAAAAUAAGAGACAAAAUCCUCUUGGCAGAAGCUGAGAGCCGUUUCCCUCUUUUUCUGAAAGGCACAAGGUAAAAAGGAGUCGCCUUGCUAAAUAGAAGGUGAUAUGUAUAAUAUUUCCAGUCUGUAACUGGCUCUGUCAUGGAUAUCUCCAGAGCAAAACUAAAGCCUAGGGCUUAAAUGUUGAGGGGAGAGUAGGAUGUUUGCCAGGAGCAAGACUAGUACAAAAUACCUACGGAGCUGAUGGCCUGUUUGGAAAUACUUGGAUGGCAGAUAAAAUGAAGACUAUAUUCUUUCACCUCACUGUGCUGUAGUAAAGAACUAUUGUGACGGUAUCAAGAAGCAGAAAUAUGUUUACUGAGCAUAUUGCUAGCAGGAAUGCUAUCAACAGGUAGGUUCUAGCAUAGGGAGGGAGGAGCAUCUUGGUAGGACCCAAAGACGGAAAAAUCAGGGUGAAAAGGAUCAAAUGUCUGGUGGAAUGAACUAAAAUCUGCCUGGAACUUCCCAAGUUCAAGUCUGCCACCAGUCACUAGAAAUCUGAUAUCUGUUGGAGUAGUCUGCAGGCUUGUAGUAUUAGAGUUGAAGCUAACCAUAUGAUCACUACAUAUCAAAAGUUUGGUGUGAUAGAAUAUUAGGAGUCUAGAAUGUUUUUUCUUCAUAAGCUGUAAUGGAAUAUGUUGAAAGGAAUACUGGUUGGCCUUGUAGACUUCUUUCUGUGCUUGUGUAUCUGAACACAUGCCUGUAAAUCUGGGAAAAGAUGUGAAACAAUGAAGGAAGAACAAUACAAUUUUAGAGUAAAUGGCACCUUGCCUUCCCUCAGCUCAACAGGGAGCAAGGACAGUAGAAAUCUGUGUGGCUCAGACCUGUCAAGAUAGGCCCUAUACAAAUACAUCCAGUUUCUGAGAAACAGGUCUUCUGUAGAAAGCACUGAUAACCUUGUGGGGGCGUCAAGGUCUGGAAUUAAAAUUAAGCUCCAUUGUAACGUACCUAAUCUAACAGCAUUCUUCCCAUUCUGCUGGUAUGCAAGUUCUGCCUGGGAUAAUGUUGCCUGCUUAAAGCCUUUUGGAAUUCACAGUAGCGUUUAGGUGGUGGUUGCGUGUGAAUAUUGAAAGCUGCCUUUCAUGAAAUGCCAUUCUCAGUGAUCUCUUUUUGUCCUUAAGUGCCUAUGCCUGUAAAUAUUGACACUGGCAUACAAAUCUGAUAAACAUGUUAGUUUUUUACAUGACUCUAAAAAUAAUGCCUACACAAGCAACUUUUAAGGUAGCUGAAAUGUGAAAGCAUUAAUCUUGGCACAUGAGAAAGAGCCAUUAAUUUUUAUGAGCAUUUUAAUAUUUAGAACUGUGCAAAUCUUG